Messenger RNA from Stylophora pistillata, 1191 nucleotides. Its product is annotated as molybdenum cofactor biosynthesis protein 1. NCBI's taxonomy places the organism in Eukaryota, Metazoa, Cnidaria, Anthozoa, Scleractinia, Pocilloporidae. Gene Ontology annotation, molecular function: cyclic pyranopterin monophosphate synthase activity; 4 iron, 4 sulfur cluster binding; GTP 3',8'-cyclase activity. Gene Ontology annotation, biological process: Mo-molybdopterin cofactor biosynthetic process. The record is from RefSeq and is a predicted model, not a curated record.
UGGCGGCUGCAAAUGUAAUCAAGUAUUCCAUUCGCUGUUUUUGCCCUCUAAUCGCCGGAAACACAAGGGUCAAAUUCUGUAGAAUUGCAAGUUUGCUCUUUAGACGACAGCACACAAAACCCAUGGAAGAUGACAAUGUUCAGAAUAUAAAGUCCUCAAGACAAAGAAAAUAUUUUAAAGACCAAGAGAUUAGACCUCUUUCAGACUUUUUGACUGACAAGUUUGGACGACAUCACACUUAUCUUAGAAUUUCAUUGACAGAACGAUGCAAUCUAAGAUGUCAAUACUGUAUGCCAGAGGAAGGUGUCGAACUCUCUCCAAACUCAGAACUUUUAACAACAGAAGAAAUUGUAUCUUUGGCAAAAUUGUUUGUUGGAGAAGGAAUCAACAAAAUCAGACUUACUGGUGGCGAACCUUUGGUGCGCAAGGAUAUUGUUGAACUUUGUGAGGAACUUGGUAGAAUAGAAGGACUUGAAACUUUAGCAAUGACAACAAAUGGAAUUACCCUGGCAAGAAAGCUACCACAGCUAAAAAGAGUUGGACUAAACUUACUAAACAUCAGCCUUGAUACCUUAGUACCGCAGAAAUUUGAGUUUGUUACAAGAAGAAAAGGCUGGCAUAAGGUCAUGGAAUCCAUUGACUGUGCUUUAGAACUUGGCUACAACCCAGUUAAGGUGAAUUGUGUGGUUAUGAGAGGAUUAAAUGAAGAUGAAGUCUGUAACUUUGUGGAAAUGACACAGAAUAAGGCUAUAGAUGUGAGGUUCAUAGAAUACAUGCCAUUUGAUGGUAACAAAUGGAACUUCAAGAAAUUUGUUCCAUACAGCGAGAUGUUAGAGAGCAUAUCUAAGACGUGGCCAAAUGUUGAGAAGGUUUCAGACCAUCCUAAUGAUACCUCAAAGGCAUACAAGGUUCCAGGUUUUUCUGGUCAGUUUGGGUUUAUCACCUCUAUGAGUGAGCAUUUUUGUGGAAGCUGAAACAGACUGAGGAUCACAGCAGAUGGGAAUUUAAAGGUGUGUUUGUUUGGUAACUCUGAAGUAUCUUUGCGAGACUCUCUGCGAGCAGGAACCAGUGAAGAGGAACUUUUAGAAAUCAUCGGUGCCGCAGUUGGGAGGAAGAAGAAACAGCAUGCAGGAAUGUUUAACAUUGCUAAACAAAAGAAUCGCCCAAUGAUUCUCAUUGGCGGGUGACAAA